Molecule: messenger RNA, 10561 nt
Organism: Nezara viridula (southern green stink bug)
Lineage: Eukaryota; Metazoa; Arthropoda; Insecta; Hemiptera; Pentatomidae
Source: the annotation of a GenBank genome assembly
GUUGUAGUUUUCAAAGUUGUUUAUUUUGAUAUCUAUGGUUAUAACACUGUAAAUCAGAAUUAUUUAGGAUAGAUUGUAUUUUAUCAAGAGUUAUGUUGGUGGUCUUAUCACGCUCAAUAAAUCUAAGUUUUCGAAUAUAACUGUAAUGUGGUGAUCAUAUAUUUCUACAAUAAUUACAGAAUUGUUAAAAAGUGAUUUUAACCUAUUUCAUUUUUCAUUUAAUUAUUAAUGGCAUGUUAUUUUACUGAGAAUGUUCAUACUAAAUCAUUUACUCCUAGAGAAUACCAGAUUGAACUUCUGGAUGCUGGUCGUGAGCGAAAUAUUAUUGUUUGCUUAAAUCCUGGGUCAAACAGGACUUUUGUUUCAUUAAAAUUAUUGCUGGAAUUGUCAGUUGAUAUCAGGAGGCCUUGGAAAUGUGGCGGAAAAAGAUCUUUGUACAUAGGAAACAAAUCUUCUGUUCAGUAUUAUGCAGAACUUAUAAAACAAUUGACAGAUCUCCAUGUAGGUGAUUACUGCCAUUUAUCACAAAAAAUAAAUUUUGAAUUGCAUCAGGUUCUAGCAGUAACGAGUGAAGUCGUUGCUCAUUGGAUAAGUGCUGAAAAGAUUGUUUGGAGUCGAAUAAACCUUCUAAUCAUUGAAGACUGUCAUAAUGCUGUGAAAAUCCAUCCAUUAAGAGAUUUAGUCUUGAACUUAAAAGAUUCUGGAAAUAAUCCUAGAGUGUUAGGAUUGACUUCACCACUUUUUACUGGCUGUAAAGUUGAACCUGGUUCUGUUGAAGCUCAAAUAAAGCAGCUAGAGAAAGAUUUAUGUAGCAAAGUUGAAACAGCUAGUGACAUUGUAUCUAUUUUAAGAUUUAAUGCUCACACAAAAGAAGUACUAUUGGAGUGUCAAAAUCAUCAACCGUGUGAACUAUCAGAAGUACUUGCUAAUGAGAUACAUGAUUUACAAGAGUUCCUUGUUGACCAUCGUUAUGAUCCUACUGAAAUAUAUGAAGAUAAUUUUGUUGAAGAACUGAAAGAUAUCCCUGAUCCUAAAAAAGAUCCUUUCGAAAUUAUUGAUGACUUUUUAGAAGUAUUAAACACAAUGGGACCGUGGUGUGCAGAUAAAGCUGCUCUUGUACUUUUAGUACAAAUAGAAAAACUAAAAGUAAAAACACCAUAUGAAAGGCAUUUUUUGUUGCUUUGUCUUGUUUCUUCAGCAUUGCUCAAGAUAAGGGCAAUCUGUGAUAAUAUCUUUCAAGAUUUAAGUGAAACUGAGAAAAUUUAUAAAUAUUCUUCACCUAAAGUGCUUCGGCUUAUUGAAGUAGUUAGACAAUUUAAACCAAACAAACCAAUAGAAUCUGAACCAACGACAGAGUCAGUUGAAAACCAAUUAGUUAAUAAAGAUGAUUGUGAUAAUACCCCAAAAGAUGGGAUUAGUAUCAGUUGUGAAAACAAAGAAUACGAUAACACAUUUACCUCUGAACAGAAUAGAAAUUGUGUCACACUUGUAGAUAGCAUCAUAAAUAUUGAUGACAUGAAAGAUGUUUAUAGUAAAAAUAGUUCAGCUGAAGAAAUUAUACAAUUAAAUUAUAAAAAUAAUAUUAAUUGCCUUUCUAAAAAUUCAGCUUCACAAAUCCCAUGCUUUAUUUGUGGAAAACACAACUGUAGCGGUUAUUCUGAUAAUGAUGUCAAUAAAAAUAAUGAUAGUUCUUCAAAUAAGCUUUUGUCUGAUGAACAAGACGAUUGCUUACCCAAAAAUUCAGAUUUCAUCACUACUGAAAAUGGGGAUUCUAAUAAUGAGCAUAUCAUUCAGAAGUUUCCAGAAAUGAUUAAUAAAAAUAAUUCUGAUCUAUGCUCUAAUACGUCUGAUGCUGAAGAAAACCAUAAUACCGAAAUCGAAAAGUUUUCUACUCCACCUGAAAUUUAUAAUAGCCAGGUUAUUAGUCAAGUUCCCAAUUCCAUUAAUGACAGUAUAGUUUCCAAAAUAGGCAGAUGGCGAGGAAGAGGUAGGGGUUGGAGACAAAGAAGAGGUGCUGGAGGAAAUCAAGGGAAGACGUUUAAACAACAAAUAAGUGAUGAUGCCGACAAUUUAUGUGGUAUAAUCUUCGUUGAAAACAGAUUCACUGCUAAAAUUCUUUAUCAUCUUUUUCAUGACUUACACAAAAACGAUCCAGAAUUUGAAAAUAUUUCAACUCAAUACACUGUUGGAAAAAUUGCAGAUCCUGCUGUUGAUCCUAGAGAAGCAGAAAUAGAACAUAGAAAACAAGAAGAUGUUUUAAAAAGGUUUAGGAUGAGAGAAUGUAAUCUCGUUAUAGCUACUUCUGUCCUAGAAGAAGGGAUCGAGCUACCCAAAUGUAAUCUUAUUGUACGAUAUGAUCCUGUCCCUAAUUAUAAAAGUCAUGCAUACAGUAAAGGACGGGCAAAGCAUCAGUAUUCUUAUUACAUAUCUAUUAUCGAGGAGGAUAUGAUAGAUAAAUAUUUGAAAAUAUAUGCUCAGUAUAUUUGUACAGAGAAGUUACUGCUUAAAAGAAGUAGUAAUCUGGAAGCUACUGAUGAAGAAGAAUCAGAAGCAAAUGCUUAUACCAAUGCAAUACCUGCUUUUAAACCUUUGGAAAAUGGUCCCAGUGUUGAUAUGUCUUCUUCUAUCACGCUGGUUAACAGAUACUGUGCUAAACUUCCAAGUGAUACUUUCACACGCUUGACUCCAACAUGGUCUAUUGGGGAUAUUUUUUUUGAAGGAAAAUUUAUGUAUUAUUGCACUGUUAGACUUCCUAUUAAUUCCCCACUUAAACAAGAUAUUGUGGGACACCCUAUGCCUAGUAAAGUGCUGUCUCGUCGCAUUGCAGCUCUUGAGACAUGCCGUUUAUUGCAUGGAAGGGGAGAGCUUGAUGACAAUUUAGAACCAAUUGGAAAAGAAGCUUUUAAUUCUGGAUUUGAAGAAGAGGAUCUUUCACCCAUAGCAUGGGACCCAAAUUUACCAAGGCCUGGAACAACCAAAAGCCGGCAAUAUUAUUAUAAAAGAAUUGCAAAUUGCCUCAAUAAUUGCCGCCCAGUUGCAGGAGUAGAUUGUUAUUUGUACAACAUAGAUAUGGUACUUACUUGCCCUCUUCCAGAAGAGCAAAAUACAAGAGGUAGAAAACUUCAUCCUCCAGAACUGGCCCCACAGGCUUUUGGCAUUCUUACUCUUAAAGAAAUUCCUAAGGUUUGUCCAUUUCCAAUAUUUACUAGAUCUGGUGAAGUUCAAGUCAGUUUAAAACUAUGUUCCAGCUCAAUAAAUUUAUCUGAAAGACAUGUUGAAACAAUAGCAACAUUUUUAAAUUUUAUUUUUACCUCAGUUCUUCGCUUACAGAAAUAUUUAAUGAGUUUUGAUCCACAAGCUAAAGAGAAUUCAUUCUUUAUUGUGCCUACGAAAAAAGAUGACAAUGGCAUAAACCAAGUGGACUGGGAUUUCCUUGAAGUAAUUUACAAAAGAAAAGAUGAAUGCCCUCAUUUAAUAACAGAUGAAGAUAGAAAAGAUUUUACUUUUGAUCCAGAAAAGUAUAACGAUGCUGUUGUGAUGCCUUGGUACCGAAAUCAAGACCAACCACAGUAUUUCUAUGUUGCCGAAAUAUGUUAUCACCUCAAUCCAAAAUCUGGUUUUCCUGGAAGCUUCUAUAAAACAUUUGAGGACUAUUACCUCAAAAAGUAUGGUAUUCAGAUUCAAAAUACCACGCAGCCUCUUCUUGAUGUUGACCAUACAUCAGCUCGCUUGAAUUUUCUCACCCCUAGGUAUGUAAAUCGAAAAGGUGUUGCUUUACCAACAUCCAGUGAGGAAACAAAGAGAGCCAAAAGAGAAAACUUGGAACAAAAACAAAUUCUUGUUGGAGAGCUUUGUGAAGUCCAUGUUGUUCCAGCUUCUCUUUGGAGGCAGGCUGUCUGUCUUCCUUGUAUUUUAUACAGGCUUAAUGCACUUCUUCUUGCUGAUGAGAUUCGGACAAAAGUCGCUGAGGAAAUAGGGCUUGGUUUAAUUACCCUAACUAAAGAAUUCGAGUGGGCUCCUUUGGAUUUUGGCUGGAGUUUGGCUGAUGUCUUAAAAAAAAAUAAACAAGAAAUUGAAAAUAAAGAAACUUCAAAUAUUAAAGAAAUUACUGAUAAAGAUGAAGGUUUAGAGGCUAAAGAAUUAUUAGAUGACAGUGAAAAUAAAAUAGUUACAAAGAAAAAAGAAGAAUCUGAUGCUGAUGAUACUGACGAUGAAACAAAUAAGGAUUCAGCCAAUGAAGAAGAUGAUAAAGAUAAGGGUGACUGGAUGGAAAUAGGAACUUGGUCUAAUGACAUGGCUCAACUUGGUGAUGAGUUUCAAAAGGACCUCCCUCCUGAGCUCUCAAUGGUGCGCUAUGGAUCUCCAACUAGCUGGAAUGUUGGUGAAAACCAGCCAUUCAACUACUAUAGCUCUGACUGCGAAUCAGAUGAUUCAAGUGAAAUAUAUUUAGAAUCUGAAACAUCUGAUUCUUCUGAUGGAGGUGCUGGGAAAUUAAAAAUCACAUUCAGGGGAGAUUACUUGGCAGAAGCCAUCGAAGAUAAUGAACCUGAAGCAAAGAAGGAAAAUAAUAACAACAUGAAAUUAGAUCUUGAAUUGUGGACCUGGGAAACUGAUGAUUUGAUUACUGAUGUUAAGGAAGCUAUCCUAACAGAGACUGAAGAAUUUCAGAAACAAACUGAAAAACAAAUGGAAAUAUUAAAAUCCCAAAAAAAACUUAUUAAAAAAGAAGAGCAGUUUCUAGUAAAUAAAGAGGAUGAUAAAAAACACGAAAUUGUAUCGGGAGAAAUGAAGGAUUUUGAUUUUAAAGUAAGAAGCUAUAAUAUGCCUUCAGAUAUUAUACCUAAAUCUUCAAAGAAAAAGUCUCUAUCCUACCACUAUCCAGCUGAAACUAUUAAUAAUCAAGAAAUAGAGGAAGACAUCGCAUUUAGUUUUGAUCACCAGCCAGAAUUGGAAGGCCAUCCAGGUCCUAGUCCUUCCAUUCUCCUACAAGCUCUGACUAUGUCUAAUGCAAACGAUGGCAUCAAUCUGGAGCGUUUGGAAACUAUCGGUGAUUCCUUCCUUAAGUAUGCUAUAACUACUUACCUCUACUGUACUCAUGAAAAUAUACAUGAAGGAAAACUCAGUCAUCUUCGUUCUAAACAGGUUAGUAAUUUGAAACUGUAUAGACUGGGACAAAAGAAGGUAUUUGGUGAGAGCAUGAUUGCUAGCAAGUUUGAGCCGCAUGAUAAUUGGCUACCACCAUGCUACUUGGUUCCUCGAGAUGCUGAGCAAAGGCUACUCGAUUCUGAGCCUCAAGCUACUCUCCCAUAUAAUCUUGUUACUCAGCAUUCCAUUCCUGACAAAAGUAUUGCUGAUUGUGUGGAGGCCUUGAUUGGUGCCUACUUGAUAGAAUGUGGUCCAAGAGGAGCAUUGUUGUUCAUGUCUUGGCUUGGCAUAAAAGUUUUACCUAAAGAAGAAAUUGAUACCACUACUGAUCCAAGUUUAGUUCAACGUGUUGGAAGCAUUAAAACUGACGAGAAUAUAGUAGUAAACUUUACAAGUCUUUCAGAACCUAUUUCACCAUUGCUUCGACAUGUAGAUGACCCGGAAGGGGAGUUAGCUUUUCUCUUGGCUGGUUUUGAAGCUUUGGAAUCAUCGCUGCAUUAUUCAUUUAGAGACAAAUCAUAUCUCCUCCAAGCUAUGAGUCAUGCUUCAUAUUCUCCUAAUAGAGUCACUGAUUGUUAUCAGCGGCUUGAGUUCUUGGGUGAUGCAGUUCUAGAUUACCUAAUUACAAGACAUCUUUUUGAGGAUAAGCGUGCACAUAGCCCUGGAGCAUUAACAGAUUUAAGAUCUGCAUUAGUAAACAACACUAUAUUCGCUUCUCUAGCAGUUAAAUAUGGACUCCAUAAAUACUUCCGGCAUCUUUCACCUGGCCUAGCUGAAGUUAUUCAAAGAUUUGUUACCAUUCAAGAAGAAAACAGUCAUCUCAUCAGUGAAGAGUACUACUUAGUUGGUGAAGAAGCUGAAGAUGUAGAGGUACCAAAAGCACUAGGUGAUGUUUUUGAAUCUGUUGCUGGAGCAAUUUUUCUUGACAGUGGCAUGUCUUUAGAUACUGUUUGGAAGGUGUACUACAGAAUGAUGAAAAAAGAAAUAGAACAAUUUAGUACCAAAGUUCCGAAAUCUCCCAUCAGAGAACUGUUAGAAUUGGAACCAGAGACAGCUAAGUUCAGUAAACCUGAAAAACUAGCGGAUGGAAGAAGAGUUAGAGUCACAGUUGAAGUAUUUGGCAAAGGGACAUUCAAAGGUAUAGGACGAAACUACAGGAUAGCUAAAUGUACCGCAGCCAAAUGUGCUUUAAAACAAUUGAAGAUUGGACUAUUAGCUAGAAAGUUAACUGAACAUCCUAGUCAGUCAUUGUUAAAAGUUCUCAGAGUCUGCCAUGACCUGAAAAACAAGCACUAGAACUUCAUAAUUGUCUGUAUUAUUUUAAAAAGCCUAUUAUUUUUAUAGUUUUUACUUAAUUAGAGGAGUUUAUAUGACAGUAAUUGUCAUUUAAAAUAUUUUGCUUAUAACAUGAAAAAUUUGAUGUUUUAUUGAAAAAUAAGUUAUGAACAAAAUAUUUUAAAAACUCAUAAUUAUUACAAAUGAUCUUGUGAAUGGCAAGUUUCAAUAACUGAUGAUUUAUUUUAAAUCUAAUACUUUUUUCCGAAAUAUUUGAUUUUCUUCAUCAUUAGAAUGAACAAAAUGAAGUUUAAUCUAUAAAGCUAAAAGUUGAUAUUUAUUAGUAAUGUUUAUAACAUUUUAAAGACUCAAUAAUUCUAACGUGUUUUGCCUUCUGAAUACAAGUAUAAGUUUUGUAGUAUAGUUUUAAAAAGAUUUCUCAGAUAUGUAUUUUCUCUUGUGAAUUACUGUAGUGACUUUACACUCGUAAAUUAAGGCCAAAUGCACCAGACAUACCUUUUAAUGGGAUUUUAUAAAUGUGUAUAGUUAUUUAUUAAAAUAAUUGAAUAAUCGAGUAUAAAACUCCAUACUAUAUAAAAUUUUAAAUUACUAAUUAACUAUUUUCUUAUUAUUAACGUUCAUCGUAUAUUGAUACAUUUAGUUAAUAGUACUUUUGUAUUCAGAAGCAGUUUAAUUAAUUUCAUAUUUAUUUACAUUAUUUAAGUUAAAUUUUUCAACUAGGCAGGCAUUUUUUUGUUAAUCUGUUAAAAUUAUAAAUUGUAAUGAGCAUAAUCUUGUUUUUUAUAUUAGUCUUCUUUAUUUGAUAGUAAGUGUUUUUUAAAAAUACAAAAAAAAAUGUAGCUAUGGUUUUGUGAUUUUACUUAACUCGUUUUAAUGCUGUUAAAAGGUUUGUAUCCAAUUGGUUAUUGUUGUAUUGAACAAAAAAUGAUUAUUGAUGUAUUUUAUAUUAACUCUAGUCAUUUUUUGGAUUAAUAUUAUUCAAAUGGAAUAAUUAGUGUUUAAAAAAAAAAGUAAUUCUAAAAUAAUUAGCCAAGUAGCUCCUCUUUUCUGUCAUAUUGUAUGAAGUAAUCAAAUUACACAAUUUUACUUUUUGCAUUUAUUUAAACUAUCACUUUGAAUUGUUGCCUAUCCUAAAAGCAAAUAAAAUCUUCUACAUUGAUUACUUACUGCAUAAUUUAUUUAGCAGUUACUCUUUUUCUGUUUUGUUUUUUUUCUAAUGAAUUAAUUUUUUUUUCAAAUUGUGUGUCUUAUCCUCAAUAGUUUUAGUAUUUUAUUAUUAUUCAUGCAUUUUAUUAUUCAUUUUCUACCUUGUUAAAAUUUUUAAAUCUGUGAUUCUGUUUUGUAACUUUAAAAGUAUUUUUUUAAAAUGAUAAUAAAAGCCUUCAUGCAUUUAUGCCUUCGCAGCUCUUAUCUACAGAUUGAAUUAUGAACUUUAGUUGAAGUAAGAUCGGUAUUCGAAGGCAGAUUAAUUAUUAGGCCUAUUUUUGAAUAAUGUGCAAUAUAACUAAAAGUGUUCAAAUUAUGCAUAUUAUCUUUAAAAAAUUUAUAAAAUAAAAACAUAUUGAUGGAAGCGCUAGAAACCCCUAAUGGUUUGAUUUGUUCAUUAAAUUACUGUGGAGCCAAAGUUGUCAUUUUUAGGUGUUUUUAUACAAGUGUGCUUCUUUUCCUUGUUGUAUUUAUGGUGAACUCGAAAAACUGAAUAAGGUUUUUAAUUUAAGGAAUUAUGUAUGGCUGAUUACUAAAUUUUUGUUAACAUGUUGAGUAGAUUAUAUCUUUAAACUAAGUUAGGCGGCAGAUUUUAUGUUUUACCCAAGCUUUAUGGAUAUAAAUUGGGUACUUAUUUAUUUGUUUUUUUUUCUGAACCAAUUUACAGAUAGGACAAAUAGAUGCAUCACAAAUUAAUAAAAUUAAAAGGUAGGAAAGAACUCAAUCAUAAUGUUUAUCUCUAUCGCUGCUUCAGCAAAUGCAAAAACAAAUCCCUGAAAGUUGGUUGGUAUUUAGAAUUUAUGUAGCUUUAAGAGAGAAAGUGAAAAUUUGAUAAAUUUAUUAAUUCCAUAAAUCUAGUGUAAAAAAACAAAAAGUGAGAUGAAUUUUAGAAAUUUUGUAUUUAUUUUUUAUAUUAUUUGUGGAAGGGAAAGUGUAUGGUUAGUUAUUUCAGUUAUAAUAAUAAAAUGUACAUUGGGAAUUCAAACUUUAUACAAGAUUUUUCUUUUUUGUUUCCUUGACAUUUCUAUAACUAUAUAUUGCUAUUUCAGAGGAAAAUGUCAAGUUAUCAUUAAACUACUUAAAAAAAAUUUUUGUAAUUACUUAUAAGCAAAAUUAUUUUACUUCAUUUAUUUUGGAUUUAUCGUUCUAUAUUUAAUUUUGUUUUCUCGUGAUAUGAUAUUUAUUUUUAAAAUUUUCUGGUUAUUGCAAAUUGUUAAAAUUAUUUAGAACUUUUCUUAUUAACUGUUAAUUUUCUCUAAACAGGAAAUGCAGAUCAAAUCUAGAAAUAAAUGUUUUUUUCUUUCCCUAAGGAAAUUUUUUGCUUUUUAUUCCCAUCUCUCAUUGUUAAUAUUUUCUAAAACUUUUAGAUCUUAUUUGUUCUUUAUCAAUUAUUAAAUAAGCUCCUGUUUAUGUUGACUGCUAACUUCUAGAAACUCAAUGUUUCACAUAAUUGCUGAAAAUAUUGACCACAGUAUUUUUUAAGCUUUCUAUUUGUCCUCUUCUUUUAUAUCUGAAAUUUUCAUAAUUUUUUAACAUAUUGUGAGUCACAUAGUGUUACAAAGUAUAAACAUGCACAAAACAAUAGAUAAAAUAGAUUAUUGGUCUAUUUCCCUUUUAAAAUAUAAUAGAUUAAAGGAAUUAAAUUUUGAUUUAGAUUUAUUCAAAAUUAAAGUCACAAUAUCAAAAUAAGUUCAUUAAUUUGAAGGAAAAAAAAGUUUAUAUAUAAUACUUAAUAUCUGAAAUAUGGGGAUGACAGUCAACAUGUAAGAACUAUUAGUUUUUGUUUAUCUUUUAAUAACGGAUACGCUAACCCUGUUGAAGACCGAUUAGGAACAAAAAUUGUAUUUUUAUAUUUUUCCUAUAUUAUUAAUUAUGCAGUUUACUUUCUUUAAUAAAAUAUGGUUAACCACUGUUAAAUAUGUUAUACGCUGUUAUCAUCAAUGUGGUAAUGUUAUUUCAAAUCACAAGAAGUCUUAAUAUUUUAUUUCCAUAAAUCUUUUAAUAGGUACUAUUAACUAAAAAUACAGUUUUAUUUUCCCCAAUAAAAUAUAUCUGUUAUUAAUUUUCUGUCAAUAACUCACUUUUUUUUUUUUUAAUAUAUACAUAUAACAUUUUAUCUAUUUAAAUAUAUUAUAUUAAUAAUAUAAAAUUAUUGUUGUUUAUUCAUGCAUAAAUGUAAUUGACUUCUCAUGAUAGUUACUUUGCAUAUUUUCACGGUAUUAUUGUUUUAUGGCUGUAAUUACUUAAUAUUUAAGAGACUUUGUUAAGUUGAAAGUUUCAUGAUUUGUCUUAUCAUUAAGUAAAACUAUAUACCUACUGUCUGUAAAUGUCUUUUGUAUCAUACUUCAUUGUUCAAUGCCAGCAAUGAAACAACUGGUGGAUAAAGUUUCAUUUUAAACUGUAAAAUCCUUGUUAUAGGUGAAUAUUUUAAUUUUCAAUUUUAAGCAAAUAGUGUCUCAAAAGUUUUAGAUUAAAUUGGUUUUAGUCAUUAGAUAUUAUUUUAGAGUUAGUUUAUAAUUAACAAGCAUAUCAUUAUGUAUUACUUUUUUUUUUUUUCAUUUUAACAACAAUGAUAUUAGUUCACAUUCUGGUUUGAUAUGAAUUUGUGAAAUGAUAUCAUUGUACUUAAAGCAUCGUGCCAAGCUGUCACCAAAAUAAAAUACUUGAAACAAAAUUAUUCAUAUUUAACCUGUGAUAUUGUCUUAUUUUAUUAGCUCAGAAAGGAAGUAGUUUAUAAUGAUCCGUAUGCAGUGCUUUAAUGUUGUUAAUAAUAAAUAAGUGUAUUUUCUUUUUAUUAUAGGUUGAUAUUUAGAAAUAGUUUAGUGUAUAAUGUAGAACAGGUCCACUCUGCUCAAUAAAUCAUUUUGGAAAUAUUCUUGAUUUUUUAAAUUAUCCCUAUUGCUAUUAAGAAUGC